Prosopis cineraria is the source of this 747-nucleotide messenger RNA. RefSeq lists its product as uncharacterized. The transcript is spliced from 6 exons. The coding region runs from base 1 to 747 and encodes 248 amino acids. NCBI's taxonomy places the organism in Eukaryota, Viridiplantae, Streptophyta, Magnoliopsida, Fabales, Fabaceae. The record is from RefSeq and is a predicted model, not a curated record.
AUGGCUGCGACCGGCCAGGAAGCCCGAAGAAGGAAAAUCUUGGAACGGGGAUCCGACCGGUUAGCCCUGAUAACGGGUCGGAUCCACGAUAUUCAGCCUCCUCCGCCAUCGUCCCACCUCCAACCUUCCGGUGCUGAUGCGGAUUCAUUAUCCCAGCCGUUAAUUGCAGACGAUCAAGCCAUUCGACCUCACAUCUCCCAUCCAAACACCACUGCUGUAAACUGGAAAUGCAGAACUUCUGUCACUACUUUCACUGAUCAGUUAUUUCUAUGGGCAGUUUCUCCUCAAGGUGAGGCAGAGGAGUCGGAUCCAAUCUUGCUAAAAGCUGAUCCUGUUGAACAAGUGCAACCGCUUCCUGGUUCAUCUGUGUUUACGUCAGAAGCUGAUCAAGUGCCACCUCUUCCUGAUUCAUCUGUUACUUCAGGAACUCAGCAACAGUUACAGUUGCACCGUGCUAUUGUGGUUGCGCAACUUCUUACCGGUAAACAAACAGUUUCUGAAAGGGCUGCGGCUAGACAAAAUGAAACUUGUGACGGAGAUCAAUGGAUUGGACAUCUUAGUAGAGCAUUGGAAGCAGGGUUCGUGAUGCGAAAUGUGAUGGAUGCUUUGUUCAUGGAUUGUGCUUCUUAUGCUGUGCUUCUUAUGCAAUCAUUGUCAUAUGCGGCCUCUCCCUCGUGCCGUUGUUUGGCAAGUAAUUCCAUUUUGUCUGCCCCAGGCACUGUUCAUGGACUUGUUUUCCUGUACUAG